Molecule: messenger RNA, 4701 nt
Organism: Colletotrichum paranaense
Lineage: Eukaryota; Fungi; Ascomycota; Sordariomycetes; Glomerellales; Glomerellaceae
Exons: 13
Coding region: 1-4701 (1566 amino acids)
Biological process (GO): transmembrane transport
Cellular component (GO): membrane
Molecular function (GO): ATP hydrolysis activity; ATP binding; ABC-type transporter activity
Source: RefSeq, a predicted model, not a curated record
AUGGCCAACUCAACCUCUGACGGCUGUUCCCUCACUGCCGACGAUGCUUUUGGACCAAUCGUCCAGCACUGUCGCGACGGUUUCGACUUUACCCUGACGUUUGAACAAUGUCUCUUCACCAUACUCCCCGCCUCGCUCCUCAUUCUCAUCGCGCCCCUCCGGUUCCGCCACCUCGGCAAACUUCCCUACGCCGUCAACGGCACCACGCUCUGUCUAACCAAACAGGCCGCCAUCGCCCUCCUCGCCAUCCUGCAACUGGUUCUCAUAGGUUUGUGGGUAACGCACCACCGCGGCGACAUCGUCGUCGUCGGGGGCGGGGAAGGGGCCAGUAGCAGCGGAAGCCGUCUGCGCGCCGUCUCCAUCGCCGCCUCGUGCGCGUCUUUCGCGGCCACCGUCAUGUUUGCCGGACUCUCGUACAUAGAACACGCGAAGAGCCUUAAGCCUUCGUCCAUCCUGAAUACAUAUAUCCUCGUGUCCCUGGUGCUGGACGGAGCCAUCCUCCGCACCAUGUGGCUGUCGCACCUAAGCGUCGCCAUCAGCGCUGUCUUCGCCGCGUCCUUCGCGUGCAAGGCGGCCAUCGUGAUCCUCGAAGCCCAGGAGAAGACGCGAUAUCUCGUGCCGUCGCCAUCGUCGUCGUACAGCCCCGAGGAGACCAGCGGCAUCUACAGCCGCGGUCUCUUUUGGUGGCUUACGCCGCUGCUGCUGACGGGAUUCCGUCGUCUCCUGAAGCCGCUGGACCUGUUCGUCCUGGACGGGUCCAUGUCGGCUGCUGCGCUGAAUGAGAGGUUCUGGCUUCACUGGAGCAAGUCGCCCCCGUCGAGCGUCUCGACGGGCGGCGACGGCCAGCCUAGUGAAGCAUCACGAUCAUCGUCCAAGUACCGUCUCAUAAGGACGUGCAUCGUCACGCUGAGAUGGCAGUUGCUGGCAGUGGUCCUACCCAGGCUCUUUCUGCUCGGCUUCACCAUUUGCCAGCCCCUGAUCCUGAAUCGGUUCCUCGACUUUUUGCAGAACCCGUCCGAGACGGCCAACUACGGCUACGGUCUCGUUGGUGCCUAUGGGCUCGUGUACCUGGGCAUUUCCAUCUCCUCGAGCUUCUACUGGCACGCCGCUUUCCGGUGCCUGACCAUGCUACGGGGCGUAUUGGUCGCUGCCAUCUAUACCAAGACGACAGAGUUGCGUGUCGCUCCAGGAGACGACUCUGCAGCUGUGACCCUCAUGUCGACCGAUGUUGAAGCUAUCAUUCGUGCUUGGCGCGAAAUUCACGAGUUCUGGGCCAACACCAUUCAAAUCGCCCUCGCCACAUGGAUUCUCAGCACUCACCUCGGCUAUGCGGCCUCUGGUCCGAUCAUCGUGUCAGUCUUCGCGCUGGGUGCCACCGUAUUCCUCGCACCCUCUGCUCAAAAGUACCAGGUCAUUUGGGUCGAGAAGGUUCAGAAGCGCAUCGGCAUCACGUCGGCCAUGAUAGGCCACAUCAAGAGCAUCAAAAUGUCAGGCCUGACCCAGAAACUCUCCCAGACUCUGGCCGAUCUCCGGCUCGCCGAGAUGCGAGCGGCGACCCCCUUCCGCGUGAUCGGCGCCGUCACGUCCGCCGUCGCCCAAGUGCCCCUGAUGAUCGCCCCCGUCGUGGCCUUUGCCAUGUACACGACGAUUGCCUCCAAAAAUGGGCAAGGUCUCGACGCCACGAAGCUCUUCGCCGCGUUAUCGUUGAUCAUCCUGCUGGCCCAGCCGCUGUUUUGGAUGUUCGAGGUCGUGCUCGACAUGAGUGCGGCUCUGGGGUGCUUCAACCGCAUCGAAAAGUACUUGUGUGAACCGCCGCGGACAGAGUAUCGAGAUUUUCCGUCGAACUCACCCGCUAGAUAUUCUGGAGGUACGAGCUCCGACGCUCAAGAUGUGCGACUCCAGAAUCUGGAAAGCCGCAAAGGGCAGGUAUCAACAGAUACCAAGUCCGGAGGCACGAUCGCUAUUCGCGUGAAAGACGUGACGUUGGCGUGGAAGCCCGAAACGGUUCCCGCCGUUGAAUUAAUGGGUUUCGACAUAUCAAAGGGCCAACUCGUCAUGCUCGUGGGACCUGUUGCAUCCGGGAAAAGUACACUUCUCAAAGGUCUCCUCGGUGAACUGCCACACGUCACUGGAACAGUUGCCCUGUCCAGCGAUCGCAUCUCUUGGUGUGAGCAGAGCUCCUGGCUCGUUAACGGCACCAUUCGAAAGAACAUCAUCUGCUUCUCUGACUUUGAUCAUAAACUAUAUCAGCAAGUUCUCCAGGCGUGUGAUCUUGAGAAGGACCUCGCUCAGCUCCCGGAUGGAGACGAGACAUUGAUCGGAAGCAAGGGGAUUGCUUUAAGUGGUGGUCAAAAGCAGCGUGUCGCACUUGCCAGAGCCAUCUAUUCACGCCCUCGAAUCGCUCUAUUUGACGACAUCUUCAGCGGGCUUGAUAACCAUACGGCCAGGGCAGUGUUCCAGCGCGUCUUCAGUGCCAAGAAUGGAAUUCUCCGAUGUUGGGGAACCACGAUUGUGCUUGCGACUCAGUCAGUGAGCUUUCUAUCCCAGUCAGAUAUGAUCAUCGCCCUCGAGAGCGGCAAAGUAGUAGAGAAAGGAAAUUUUGAGGAUUGUCGAAAGGCUGGGGGCUACGUCUCAAGUCUCAUCUCCACCAAUACCGAGGAACAGGACGAGAGCAUCCCCGAGUCAGAAGAGCUUGCAGACGGGACUGUUCGUGACGCCCCGGUAGAGAAGAGCGCCAAGGUAUUGAAAGACCAGGAUGACAAGAGACGACAGCUAGGCGACUGGAGUGUCUACGGCUAUUACUUUGGUAGCGUUGGCGCCGCUCUCGUGGCCGUCUUGAUGGUCUUGGAGGUGACGUGGGCAUUCUUUUCUACGUUUCCGACCGUAUGGUUGAAGUUCUGGACGGACUCUCAAGCAGAAAGUCCAGCGAGCCAUAAUGCCUACUACCUCGGGGUGUAUGCCGCUUUCCAAAUCAGCGGUGUGUUGUGUUUUGCCGUACUCAUCUGGUUUGUUCUUGUUCCUGUCGCUUCAAAGUCGGGCAUCAGUCUACACCAGCGUCUACUCAAAGCCGUCAUGCACGCGCCCCUAUCUCUGUUCACGAAAACAGAUACUGGAUCCAUCACCACCCGAUUUUCGCAAGACGUAGGUCUGAUAGACAGGAGCCUUCCCCUGGCUCUUGUGAUUUCGCUCGCAAGCUUCUUCACCUGCGUCGGCAAAGCAUUUCUCAUAGCUUCCGCCUCAUGGUACAUCGCCAUCAGCUUCCCCGUCCUAAUCCUCAUCUUCUACUACAUCCAACGCGCAUACCUCCGCACCUCCCGCCAACUCCGCCUCUUAGACCUCGAAGAAAAAGCCCCCGUCUAUCUAGGCGAUGAAAAAGAAAAAGCUAACCAGAGCCUCUCCAAAAGCACCCACUUCCUCGAAACCCUCUCAGGCCUGCCCACAAUCCGCGCCCAAGCCCUCACACACCCCUCCGUAACCCACGCCCACGCCCUCAUAGACCGCUCCCAACGCCCCUUUUACAUCCUCCUCCUCACCCAGCAGUGGCUCACCCUCGUCCUCGACCUCACCACCACGGCGCUCGCCCUCCUCGUCGUCGGCCUCGCCGUCCAUCUCCGCGACACCGUCUCGGUCGCCCUCACGGGCGUCUCCCUCGUCCAGCUCAUCUCCUUCACGGAAACGCUCAAGCUGCUCAUCCAGUUCUGGACCUCGCUCGAGACCUCCAUCGGCGCGGUCGCCCGUAUUAAGAACUUUGCCGAGGAGACGCCGGACGAGACCGAGGCGGAUGCGCUCAGGAGGGAGGCACUGAUGAUUCGGUCUGCCGCCGGAGGGCAGCAGAGCCCAGAGGCCACAAUCGUCCACGGCUGGCCCUCCCGCGGCGCCAUCGAGAUAAACAACAUCGUAGCUUCGUACGAGCAGCAGCAGACACGCCCAGAGCCCAAACCCGACAACCAAGGCACCCAUCCCGGGAGAACCACCACAAAAGCCCUGGACGGCAUAUCCCUCUCCAUCCCCGCCGGCUCCAAAGUCGGCAUCGUAGGCCGCACAGGAAGCGGCAAAUCCUCCCUCCUCCUCGCCCUCCUGCGCCUCCUCCCCCUCUCCUCCGGCAACAUCUCCAUCGACGGGGUCCCCCUCGACGCCCUGCCCCUCCUGCCCUUACGAUCGGCCCUCGUCGCCAUCACCCAGGACCAAUUCGUCUUGCCGGGCACGGUUCGCCAGAACCUCGAUCCGCUGGGUUUAGUAUCCGAUGCUGAUGCCGAUGCCGCCGCCGCCGCCGAAAACAUCCUCGUCUCCGCCCUGACCCGCGUCGGUCUGUGGGAUACCAUCCGCGAAAACGGCGGACUCGAGGCCCAGUUCGCGGAAGAGGCGCUGAGUCACGGGCAGAGACAGCUCUUCUUCCUCGCGCGGGCGGUGCUCAGAAAAGAUGUCGGACGGGUCCUCCUCUUAGAUGAGGCGACGAGCAGCGUCGACGCUCACACGGAGCGCAUGGUCAAGGACCUCAUCCGCGACGAAUUCAAACACCACACAAUCAUCGCCAUCGCCCACAGGCUAGACACGGUCGUCGACUUUGACCGCGUCGUGGUCCUCGACAAGGGCCGCGUCGUCGAGGUCGGGAACCCCCGGGACCUGUUGAGCCAGGGACGGGGCAAGUUCAGGGAGCUGUGGGAUGCAAGUCGGCGGCAGGCUGGUGGACAAGAUGAAUGA